AUGGGUGCAGCUUAUGCACCAUCGUAUGCCAUCAUUUAUAUGGAUUCCUUUGAAAGAAAAUUUAUUUACUCAACUGACUUUUUUAAGAAAAAUGUGGUUUUGUAUAAGCGAUUUAUAGAUGAUUUAAUUUUCAUCUGUAAGGGGGAUAUAUCUGAAUUUUUGGAUUGUUUUGAGAUGUUGAACAACAAUGAACAUAAGUUACAGUUUUCAUAUGAGGUCAAUAGAAGUGAAAUCAAUUUUCUUGAUUUGACUUUAUUUGAAAAAGAAAAUAAAAUUCAAUUUAGACCAUAUAGAAAACAAACAUCAGUAAAUAUGUUUUUACAUGCUACCAGCAUGCACCCCCCACAUCUAAUAAAUGCUUUACCACAAGGUGAGUUCAAAAGAAUUCGGGAUCAUACUAGUAUGCAUGAGGAGAUGGAUAAGGAGUUAAAUUCAGUACUUUUGAGAUUACUGGAAAGGGGGUAUGACUAUGACCAUCUACUGUGGUGUCGAGAUGGUAGAACUGAUGAGAACUUUGGAACCUAUGGCAGAGUCCAUGAAGCAUUUGCUGAGCGAUGGCGAUGUAAUGUGGCCGUGAAAAUAAUUUCCAAGAAGAACUCCCCAGAGGUGUAUGUGAGAAAAUUUCUGCCUAGGGAACUCCAGGCAAUGAAAACCCUCAAACAUAAAAAUAUAACCAGUCUCUACCAGGUCAUUGAAACUACAAGUUACAUAUACAUUGCAGAAGAACUAGCGAGUGGAGGAGAUGUAGCAGGAUGGGUUAGUGACCAUGGUGCUUGCAGUGAAGAACAGACAGAUCUGAAGUUGGAUAACCUACUGAUUGAUAUUGAUGGAAAUAUUAAAAUAGCAGACUUUGGGUUUGCCAGGCCCAUAGAAAACCAGAAUCUCAGUAGAACAUUCUGUGGAACACGCUCAUAUAUGCCUCCUGAAGUUCUUCUUCGAGAAAGCUACAAUUUCCAUAUGAAGAUGAUAACAUGGGAGUGUUUGUCAGAAAAAUUCAGAAAGGGGUCCACUUCCCACCACAGUAACACAUCCCACAAGACUGCAAGAGAUCUGAAGUUGGAUAACCUACUAACUGAUAUUGAUGGAAAUAUUAAAAUAGCAGAUUUUGGGUUUGCCAGGCCCAUAGAAAACCAGAAUCUCGGUAGAACAUUCUGUGGAACACGCUCGUAUAUGCCUCCUGAAGUUCUUCUUCGAGAAAGGUACAAUCCCUUUCUUUUUGACAUGUGGAGUUUAGGGACCAUCCUCUAUAUCUUAGUCACUGGCCAAUUUCCAUAUGAAGAUGAUAACAUGGGAGUGUUUGUCAGAAACAUUCAGAAAGGGGUCCACUUCCCACCACAGAAACACAUGUGUUUAUGA
Protopterus annectens (West African lungfish) is the source of this 1356-nucleotide messenger RNA. RefSeq names its product serine/threonine-protein kinase Sgk1-like. Bases 1 to 1356 code for a protein of 451 amino acids. Gene Ontology annotation, biological process: autophagy; peptidyl-serine phosphorylation. The transcript has 5 exons. Gene Ontology annotation, cellular component: cytoplasm. Lineage: Eukaryota; Metazoa; Chordata; Ceratodontiformes; Protopteridae. Gene Ontology annotation, molecular function: protein serine/threonine kinase activity; ATP binding. The record is from RefSeq and is a predicted model, not a curated record.